AUGUCCGUUUUGGUUAAUGGCUCCCCGGCAGGAUUUUUCCCCACUCUUUGCGGGCUACGGCAGGGUGAUCCUUUAUCUCCUCUAUUGUUUAUUUUGGUUAUGGAGGCUUUGGGGCAUUUGUUGGCAAGGGCGGUGCAAGCAGUGCUCGAGCUUCGGGUUAAUCUAGCAAAAUCAGAAUUGAUUCCAGUGGGGCAAGCGGCGAGGUCUUCGAUGUUGGCAGCCAUGUUGAGGUGCAAAGUGGUAUCGUUACAUGUUACAUAUUUGGGUUUGCCUUUGGGGGCUUCUUUUAAAGCGACUGGGAUUUGGGAAGGAGUGGUGGAUCGGGUGUGUCGUCAGUUGGCAGGAUGGCAACGUCAGUAUUUGUCGAAGGGUGGGCGGCUUACAUUGAUUAAAAGUGUUCUAUCAAGUAUCCCAACCUAUUUUAUGUCUGUUCAUGUGAUCCCGGUCUCUGUAGCAAGGCAAAUUGAGAAAUUACAAAGGGACUUUUUGUGGGGUGAUGGGGGUGAGGGUGGUCAUUACCAUUUGGUGUCUUGGGAUCGGAUCUGUAGGUCUAAGGAGGAAGGGGGUUUGGGGGUUCAGAGUGCUGUGAGGGUUGGGGAGGGGCAGUUGAGGGUGUGGAAUGUGCAGUUGUGUCGUCAUGUCCAAGACUGGGAGCUAGAUCAGUUAGUGGACCUCCUUGGUUUUUUAUAUGAUUUACAUCUUGGACAGGCGGAUAAUGAUGCUUUGGUUUGGGUUUGUCCUAGGGCCAAAGGUAUUUUCACGGUGUCUUCGUUCUAUGGGGCGCUUGUUGAGGAUAAGUGUGUUGUUAAUGGCUCUUUCGUCUAUCCGUGGAAGAGUGUUUGGGUGCCGAGCACACCAUCCAAGGUUGCCUUCUUUGUGUGGACGGCGAGUUUGGGUCGUAUCUUGACUAUUGAUAAUUUGAUUUGUCGUGGGCAUAUUUUGGUGAAUUGGUGUUGUUUGUGUGGUCAGGUUGCGAAAUCGGUUGACCAUUUGCUUAUUCAUUGUUCGGUCUCUUCUCGUCUUUGGAUGCUUGUGGUGGCAAUGUUUGGGUUCAGCCGGCUUCUUUGUUUGCAGUUUUGCAGAGUUGGGUCGGGGGGAGGGUGGGGAAGAGGCGUCGAAAGGCUUGGAUUCUUGCCUUGCACUGUUUACUUUGGCUGA
Molecule: messenger RNA, 1158 nt
Organism: Camellia sinensis
Lineage: Eukaryota; Viridiplantae; Streptophyta; Magnoliopsida; Ericales; Theaceae
Source: RefSeq, a predicted model, not a curated record